Molecule: messenger RNA, 637 nt
Organism: Cryptotermes secundus
Lineage: Eukaryota; Metazoa; Arthropoda; Insecta; Blattodea; Kalotermitidae
Product: zinc finger HIT domain-containing protein 1
Exons: 3
Coding region: 93-560 (155 amino acids)
Biological process (GO): chromatin remodeling
Cellular component (GO): Swr1 complex
Molecular function (GO): nucleosome binding
Source: RefSeq, a predicted model, not a curated record
GCGUUGAUGAUUUAAUGGACCAAAUUAAUUUCCCCUUGGCUGACAGAGGACUGUAAACUUGGGUGAAAGUCUAAAAGAACGUAUAAAACAAAAUGGCAUCAGCAAGAGAAUCAGGGCGUUUGAAAGAUGCAAAUCAGAAAAGGAUUCUAGAUGAAGCAGCCCGCCGAAGAAGAAUGAGAAAAGCACUGGAAGCUCUAGAACAAGACAAUUUCCACGACGAUCCCCAUGCUGAUUUGGUGAUGAGCAAAAAGGUUCCAAAAUUCCAGGAAACUUUAGAAUCUAGAGGUGGAAGAAGGAAGAAAGCACGCAGUGCAGAAUACUACAAACAGAGAUUUCGCAAAACUUUUGCACAGCUGGUAGAAGAAGAUCAAAACUACAAUCCAGAUCCACCAAAUUACAUGUCAGCUCAAGCUCCACCAUCUAAAGUCCCUGAAAGACAUUUCUGUGCUGUGUGCGGUUUCACAAGCAACUAUAAGUGUAUUCCAUGUGGAGCCAGAUAUUGUAGUGUAAGAUGUCUUGGCACUCACUUGGAUACCAGAUGCCUGAAAUGGACUGCAUAAAUAUGUUGUAAUGUAACUGUAUGAACAUUAUCUGAUAUGUAAUUCAAAGUAAAAAUGAACUUCUAUUGCUAAAAUUA